This is a messenger RNA of Styela clava, 3004 nucleotides long. RefSeq lists its product as uncharacterized. The record is from RefSeq and is a predicted model, not a curated record. NCBI's taxonomy places the organism in Eukaryota, Metazoa, Chordata, Ascidiacea, Stolidobranchia, Styelidae. Gene Ontology annotation, molecular function: DNA-binding transcription factor activity, RNA polymerase II-specific; RNA polymerase II cis-regulatory region sequence-specific DNA binding. Gene Ontology annotation, biological process: canonical Wnt signaling pathway; regulation of transcription by RNA polymerase II. Gene Ontology annotation, cellular component: beta-catenin-TCF complex; chromatin.
UUUUUUUCAAAGGUAUUGUGAUGGAAUUAUUAUGAACUGUUAAAAAUUGAAUGAAAUAGUCUUUGGAUAUUUAAAAUACAGACAGCAUCUGGUAUUUCUGUGCUGAAUAUUAGCAACAAUCUGAGCAAAGAGGUCGGGAUUUUAUCACAACUACGUCCAAAAUGCCGCAACUCAAUAAUUCUGACGACGCGGCGAAUGACGAACCGACGAGGUAUAAUGUCGAAGAAUGCGAAGAUGAUCCUCGUUGGAACGAAAAUUUAAAUGAUAUCAAGGGAGCUUUAGUAGAUGAUUUGGAUAGAGACACUUCAAGGGGUGGAAAUACGAGCAAAUCGGACAGCCAUGGCGAAUCAAGCAACAAAAGCCGACUCGAAAGAGACGAUCCAAGAGACGAAGCAAAGGGACCGGGAAGGCCGUACCCAUACCCACACGACAUCAGUUCAAUAGUUUCAGGUCUCCCACCAUCAUUUUUUCAAAAUGGAGGACUCCCCCCAAACAGCAAAGUUCCAUAUCCAUAUAACCCAUACCAUCUGCUUUAUGGGGCUGCAGGGGACGAUGCAAAGGGAGGUAUGUCAAGGGGGCAUCACCCAGAAAUUCCUGCUAUGUACCCACUACCGGGACAACUGGGGCACAUUCCUCACCCACUGGCACCUUGGCCUACAGCACCGAUAUACCCAAUGUGUACGGCAUCGACAAUUGCCCCCAUGCUACAUUACACCAAUCCAUUUGCCGCAUUCACAAGCGCUGCAGCAGUGGCCGCGUCCAAUAUGUCACACUUUCCUCGAGCGCCACCUGGAAUGCACCAUACUAUGAUUCCUCACCCCGCUAUGGUCUCGAAUGGACCCCUCGGAAAUUUGGGAGGCGGCCAACACCCCCAUCACGGAAAACAUGACGCUGAUAAAAUGGGUGGGCGCCAUUCAAAAUCAGAAUCCGAGCACGGCGUAGGUCGAGCAAAACGUGAUCGUCCGUAUGUAAAGAAGCCGUUGAACGCAUUCAUGCUUUAUAUGAAAGAACAAAGAGCCAAAGUAGUAGCUGAAUGUACAUUGAAAGAAAGUGCAGCAAUUAAUCAGAUUCUUGGACGAAAAUGGCACAGUUUAUCACGCGAAGAACAGCAGAAAUAUUAUGAAAUGGCUCGGAAGGAAAGGCAGCUGCAUCUUCAAAUGUAUCCUGGAUGGAGUGCGAGAGAUAACUAUGGCAAAAGAAAAAAGCGGAAGAAGGAGAAAUCGCAAGGAGAAUGUACAGCUCAAAAUCCCAAAAAAUGUCGAGCAGUGUUCGGCCUGGAACAACAGCAGUUAUGGUGUGCUCCAUGCAGACGGAAAAAGAAAUGUGUUCGAUACCAGCAUGACGAUGACAGUGAUGAUGAUGACUUGAGUCCAAUGGGCUCACCCCAGCAGUACCAGGGCUUCCCUGGCCAAGGUCACCCAUAUGAUUCAAUCCGUUCCACAUCGCCGCUUUCGAUAACAUCACAAUCAAUCAAUAUUUCAACCAAUGGGAACGGAGAAUUCAAUCCAGCAACUACAAGUUCCUCCUCAAGACUCCACGGGGAUCACCCCUCCCCCCAGAUGCACCCCCACGCUAUCCGCGAAAAUCAUCCCGAUAUAAAGCAGGAAUAUAGGACAUCACCAAGUGGACUGGAUGGCGCUCACAAUAAUAUAUUGAACGGAAACAGCUUUGAUAAGUUCAACGGGAGGCAUCCAGCUCGCACAUCGAGCAGUGAAAAUUCUUUCAAGUCGGAAGGUUCUCCCAACAGCCAGGGUGGCGAUAGCAACGGCGGUCGUGGCAACAGUCACCACGACAACGAAAACAACAAUAACAGCAAUCACAAAGAUCAACAACGUCGUCCGAACUUUAACAGGGGAAACCACGGAAAUAACCCCCCACAAAACAUUAUUCAUAGGCAAUCGUCAGUGCCACCUAGCGGCAACGAUAAUAGAAGCAGUUUUAGAAAAACAAACUCUCUCGAUAGCAGCGACAUGCCGGGGCCAUCCGGGCUCGCUGGUCGCAGAAAUUCAAAUCUACAUAGCCAUAAUACUAGUGGUAACUCUAACACCAGCGAUGGAUCGCCGAGUUCACGGUCUCAUCACAGAAGUUCAUUUAGUAAGCCCUCUAGUGGAUCGAGUAGCUCGCACAUGCACCCCCACCCCUCUCCAUUGCACCCCCAAUCAGGGUUGUACUUGCCGAACCAGUCUGGGACUUCCCCAAUUUUACCCGUCUCCCCACCAUAUAACCACAGUCCCCAUGCUUCGCCUUUUAUACCUCCUUACUCCCCUUACCUCUCUUCGGGUAUGUUAGCUGCUUUUGCCCCCCCUGCCUCCCCCCUCAGCUCCCCACUUCUAUCAAUUUUCAAAGGAAUGUCGCCGUCUAGCCUCGGAGGAGGAAUGGGGGUACCAAACCCCGGAUCUAGUCACGGAAACCAAUCAAGGGUGACACCGGGCGCAGUCGUUGAAGGAAAAUCUUAAUUUAAAGACGAAAUUCCUAUUAUGUAGCAAUGGAGGCAGCUUUUCUGGUUGGUCGUCAUGCCAACCGUUGCUAAGCAGAGACUGUCUGUUGUCAAGGAACCGAUACGCCUGAGAGGUCACAGUUGACUACGGCAGGACUUUGAUGACAAAAAAACGACACUUUCCGAGUUGUCAUAGCUACAAUGAGUAAAGUAACGGUCACAAUAGUAACCCGGCCGUAACCACGGUAACUGAUGACCAUGGCAACACAAGCAGCAAUUUUCUAAUGUUCCAUACUCAGAAUGAUUUUUACUUGAGAUCGACUCAUUUUAUUUUUGAGCCAUUAUAUGGCGGGGACUACCUAUACCUUUUUCGCAAUUUUAUUGUUUUUAUUACUUUUUAUUAUACACUGCUUUUUUCUCUUUGUUUUUAUACACUUUGCUGUCAGAUGAAUAUCAAAUUUUUUUUAAUAUUUUCAGAUAGAAAUUGUGAUUUUUAGGCCGGUUUGAAAAAUAUAUCAAAAUGUUGGGCGCUCCAGAAGUAUGUGUACCAAUAUGGAGGUAAAUAAU